Rhodotorula graminis WP1 is the source of this 3972-nucleotide messenger RNA. RefSeq lists its product as uncharacterized. The coding region runs from base 1 to 3972 and encodes 1323 amino acids. Lineage: Eukaryota; Fungi; Basidiomycota; Microbotryomycetes; Sporidiobolales; Sporidiobolaceae. The record is from RefSeq and is a predicted model, not a curated record. The transcript has 5 exons.
AUGGCCAUCCACCGCGCCUCGCGCCGCUCCUCGACCGCCGCCGCCCCGUCUCCCUCCGACCCGGCGAGCACGCGCUCGGCCGCCGCUGCCGCCGGCCUCGACGCGAGCUCGGAGGGCGGCGCCGCGUACGCGCUGCGCAAGCGGACGCGCUCGGGGGCGGGGCUCGAUGGCGACGACGAGGGCGGGCGGGAGAGGGACGGUCGAGGGGCGCUACACAAGAAGGAGAAGGGGGGCAAGAAGGGGCCGGGCAAGGCGGCGGGCAAGGGCAAGGGCAAGGGCAAGGGAGCGGGCCAGAAGAAGAAGAAGAAGACGACGACGGCGGCGGCGGUGGCGGUGGCGGGGGCCAGGAGGGCCGCGACCAAGGGUCGGGCCAAGCAGGGCACGGCGUCGCCCGUCGACGUCGAUCCGGCGCCCGAGCACGUCCCGCCGCCGACGAGCGAGUCGCUGUCGAUGCCCGGGCUCGUCGCGGCGGCUGUCGCGGCGGCCGAGCAGGAGGUCCACGACGACGACGACGACCUGUCGUCGCUCACGUCGCUCAGCGACGACGAGCCCGAGCCGCACCCGCCCUCGAGCAGCCCUCGCGCGUCGAGCCUGUUCACCGCCGCCGCCGACGACGACGAGCGCAGCAUCGACGGCGCCGCCGCCGACUAUGCAGACGACGACGAGCAAGACGACGACGACACCUUCGACCCUGUGCACCCGAACCGCACCUCGCGCCCUCGUCGCAAGAGCACCACGUCCGACUCGCGCAAGUCGUCCGCCUCGUCGUCCACCUCGUCGGCGGCGCGGCCAGCACGGGCGGCGAGCAGGCGCCGCGCGUCGCUGUCGCCCGUCGUUGAGGUGCCCGUCGCUGCCCGGGCUCGGGCGCACAAGCCGGGCCCGAGGGAGCGCGCGCGCAGGGCGGCCGAGAAGGCGGAGGAGGAGGAGGCGAGGGCUCUGGCCACGAGCGUGCAGAGAAGGCGCUCGACCGCAGCUCAAGUCGACGCGCCGACUGCCGCAAGACGCACGUCGACCGACCUUCGUCCGCUCGCCAUGCCGACCGUCGUCGAGCUGUACGACCGCCGCGGCUUUGUCCUCGACCAGGCUCGAGUCGAGGCGACGAGCGACGUCAUGCUGCAGCGACGCUCGGAGAACGCGGUCGAGUCGGCCAUCGAGGCGCUCGAAACGGGCACGCAGCAGACGGCGCUUUGCCUCGCCAUGAACCGCUUCAGCGCGUGGUGCGCCGACAAGACGGUCCAGAUCCCCGUCUUUCCCCUCACGGGCGCCAAACUCGCCCUCUUCCUCGCGCGCUGCACCUCGACCCCGCUCGGCUCGAUCCUCCUCUCGACCUUUCCUCAACCGGCGGCGUACCCGCUCCCCGUCGCCGACUGCCUCGACGUCAACCUCACGGCCGACGAGGGCAACCGCCUCACGCGCGAGCUCGUCAAGUGCUGGGUCGACGCCCUGUCGUACGCCCAGAUGGCCACGUUCGACAUCUGGGCCCCGCACAUCGAGCUCAUGCGCCACCACCAGCACGGCCUCGCCGGUGCGGGUGCCGCCGUCGGUGCGCUCGACCCAAGCGAGCCGCACCCGUCGCUGCGCCCGCUGCACGAGGACCGCGCCGUCCUCGAGGUUCUCGGCGCGCUCGAGCCGGCGGCGCACAUGCAGCGGUACGAGGAGCGCAUGCGGGCGUCCAUCAGCCUGGGCACCGGCACCGGCGGCGGCGGCGGCGUCGAGGGUGUCGGCGAGGCGACGGUCGCGCUCGCGCUCGCGCAGGUCGUUGGCGCAGCGGGCGAGAUGGGUCCGCCGAGCGGGACGGGCAAGGACAAGGGCAAGGGGAGGGCGGUCGCGCUGGGCGGGGAGCAGCAGGCGAGGGCGGCGCCGGCGGCGAGCGGCAAGGGCAAGACUAAGUGGGUCAAAGGCGGCAAGGCCGUCGCGCCGCCCAUCCCGCUUCGUGGAGCCUCGUCGUCGUCAAGCAUCACCUCGCACGGCCUCCCGCCACGGUCCGACACGUGGACGGCCGCCACCUCGCCCGAGCACGCGGCGCUCAGUCGGCCAACGUCGACCGACUGGACGACGAUGCACGUCCCACACGGCGACGCGUUCGCCGAGCCGAGCACGUCCUUCCUCGAGCAGGCCUCGUCGACCUUCCUAAGUGACCUCGGCGGCGAGCCGACGUUCGCCAACUCGUUCGACGAGCAGUACGGCAUGCCGUUCGAGCCGACCUCGCCGCGCCUGUAUCGCCGCUCGAGCACGUCGAGCCUCGUCCUGCAGCCCGUCCUCGACCUCGCGGCCUUCCCUCCUCUGGCUCCUCCCGCCGACCCCUUCGCCGUGGCCGACUCGUCGUCGCACGACGCGGCGAGCUACCUCAUUGACGAGCAGUGGCGCCUGUCGACGACCGGGGGCGCACCGAGGCGGUCGCGCAGCGUGACGCACGCCGCGCGCCUCGAGAACGGCUCGGGCCCGCCGGCGAGCAGGUUCGACCUCGACGCACCGGCGCCGGCGCCCGCGCAGGCGCACAGCUCGUACCUACCCGUGCGUUUUGCGGCGCGCCAGGUCGGGCAGUCGGAGCGGCCCGCGCCGCAGCAGCAGCAGCGGCCGGCGCCGCCGCCGCCCGAGCAGCGCCCGCAUCCUCGGCCUUCGCCCGAGCAGCAGGUCCAGCAGCGGCGCCCUCGACCGCGCUACGUCGAGGAGUCGCAGUCGGGCGAGCAGCGCUUCGUCUCGGCGCAGCGUGCGACGCCAAAGGCUCGUCCAGUCGGCCGACUGCGCACGAACGAGCCGCACUUCCUGCGCCGCGAGCCGCCUCGCCAUCGCCUCGAGCCCUCGCGCCCCGUCAAGGAGCAGCCGCACGUCGUCCACGAGCGCCCGCAGCGCGUCGUCGUCGAGCCGGAGCAGCAGCGCGUCGAGCCCGUCGAGGAGUACGACCCGACCCGUCCUCAGCUCGGCGGCAGCAGGCUCUCGCUCCCACCAGCUCCAGCCGGCGCCUCGAGGCUGCACCAGCGCCGCAACGCCAUCGUCGCGACACCGCCAGUGCCGCAGCCCGAGGCGCCGCCCGCGUUCGUCAUCGUCAACGGCCAGCGGUACCAGCUCGCCCGCGACUCGCCGCCACCGCCGGACCCUGGCUCUGCGCCGACGAUCGAGGCGAGGGCGCCUCUCGACGACCCGACGCAUCCGCCGUACUCGAUGGCGGGCUCGACAGCGCCGCGGUCGUCGCAGGGCGGCGGCGAGCCAGCCCGCUCGGACCCUCUUCACGAGCCCGGCCACCCUCGUCCGCCCUCGCCCGACUCGCAGGCGCCGCACAAGGGCUUCCAGUUCGGCACGCGCUCGAGCAUGCACCCGCACCCUCCUCCACCGCCGGCGUCGUCGUCGUGCCGCGAGCAGCCGGCCGAGCGCGUGCCGUCGUGGACGAUCCCGCGUCAUGCAGCCGAGCCCGACCAGUUCUUUGCCCAGCUCGUCGCGCGCACGUCGUCAAUCCACGGCACCGAGCCCGACCAGGCGCACGUCGGGCCGCCCUCGGUCCAACCGUCGCAGGCGCAGCAGUCGGUGUCGGCGACGCCGCAGGGGCACUUGCCGCACCCGGCUUACCUGUUCGCGCAGCGGCCUGCGUCGCCGCCGCCCUACGUCGACGGUCCUCCCGCCUACGUCGGCGCGGCUCGGACCUCGUGUGUCGACAAGUGGCGCCGAGCGGCACCCGACGGCUUCGUCGGCCAGGUCACUCUGCCCGCGGCCUCGUCGGCGGCGUACCCGACGCCCGAGUCGCCCUCGGGCCUCUUCAACGGCGGCGAGUACCCGGGCAUCGGGCCGACGUCGUUCGUGCCCCUCGAGGGCGUCGUCGCUGCCGAGAUUCGCGGCAGCCCGCCGGCGGCGCUCGAGCCUGUCCGCCCGGCUCAGGAGGACGAGGCGGCCGAGGGCGCGCAGCAGGAGAGCGGGGCGCAGGGGCAGCAGCUCGAGACGGCGGCGACGAUGGUCGGGCUCGGCAUCGGGCUCGAGUAG